Molecule: messenger RNA, 2849 nt
Organism: Amblyraja radiata (thorny skate)
Lineage: Eukaryota; Metazoa; Chordata; Chondrichthyes; Rajiformes; Rajidae
Product: pleckstrin homology domain-containing family S member 1
Exons: 16
Coding region: 275-1570 (431 amino acids)
Source: RefSeq, a predicted model, not a curated record
UGGAAAGUCCUCGCCUGGAUAAACCGCAUCUUACGUCGAAUAAAGGGCGGGGCGAGGCAAGGAAAACACCGCAGUGCGUGAUAUCCGGGUGGAAUGCCCCUUUGGGGCAGCUUAAAAAGUCUGCCCGCAGUGAAGGUCAACGAGAACGACUCUGCCGGUUCUAGCCUACUGCAACGCCGAGACAUUGAACACACUGCGGGACACGCCGGCCACAGUGAAGAAAGCCAAAGACUCAAAGCACAACCUGUCCUGAUUGUGAAGAUUUUUUUGAAAAAUGAAUAAAAAAGGAUCCCGGUCUUCAAUAUUUUACACCGAGAAUAUCAUCAAGGAGGAAGACAUUCUCUUUGAGGGGUAUUUAACAAAAUCACCGCCUGUGUACCAGUUUGAACAAAAGAAAUCAUGGAAAAGGCGAUAUUUUGUGCUGGGAAAAUCAAACGAUGAACACUUCUUGUUUUAUUUCACAAAACAAGAAUCAAGCAGGAAAUUACCUUCACGGGGAGAAAUAUCUAUAAGAAAAAUUACAGAAUUAUGCAUAAGACCAGAAUACCAUCCCAAUUGGAAUGUGCUUCAGAAACAUUUUUCAAUCCACUCUUCUGAAAACGUUCUUCUUGUGCAGACAGAAGAAAGAGGAUACUUUUUUAUUGGAGAUGGAAAUUCUAUAGGAUCACUGCACGGUGUAAUCGCAAAUCUGCGUCAAGGCUUUCCAUCUGAAAUCAAAAGUCAGAAUACUUCCAUUGAACCUGUGAAAACUGAGCCGAACCAACAACGAGACGCUCCCUCAUGGAACAAAGCCGAACCAAUUUACGCCUCAAUCAAAGAAGUGCUCCUGGAAGCAGAGGCUAAUAAACAAGAAAGUGCAAUGCCAUUUGUCGAACAUACAUUCUCAGAAACGACAGAAGACAGUUAUGAUUUGCACACCCAGUUCCCCCACAGGUUGUCACAGCCUACACGACAACCUAAUAUUCAAGAAAAGCCACGUAGUUAUUCACUGCCAGACACGUCAUGUUCCAUCUACGAUGUACCCAGGAAGAUUAUGAUGGAAAAUUGGAGAAGUAGGAAAGUAGUGUCAGCUGACUCGGGGAUCUAUGAGUUCAUGGCCGCAACUAAAGAGUGUGGUGGUUCAGCUUCAUCAAUCGACUGUUCUGCAUCUUCUGAGCAUUUACCUGAAGACAAUAAUAUGGCAAAGAGUGACAUUAAUCCAGAUGUUUCCACCACUGAAAAUCGGGCACCGCGUGAAGAAUCAAACAAAGGAAGUACAAUUAAUAUGGAGUCAUUGAAAACAGUGCUUGGUGAAGAUACAAAAGGCAUCAAGUUGGAAAAAAAGGAUAUUACAGUUUUCCGAGAUGACUUCAAAAACCUUGAACUUGAGGAAUUAAAUGACAAAGUAUUUGUGAUUCAUUCGGAUGAGAAGUGUGCUUUCCGUGCUGAUGAUCAGAUCGUGGCAAUCAACAAGCUUCAGAUUUAUCGUGUGGAGGAAGUGGACAUGUUAAUAAACCGGUCAAUGGAAGAGGAGGUGCUGGCCACCAUAAUGCGACAGCUCGAAACUCCAAAAGCACGAAGUCACCAGUGAUUAUACGGAAUAGCUAUGAAAAGAACUAGUAAAAUGUUGUAAUUUUCAGAGAACCAUCAACAAACUAUUCACUGUCAUCAAAACCAACGCAGAUGAUGUUGAGUCAUCCAGCAACCAUCCAUCAUUAUUUAUUUUACUGCUAUGCACUUCUGGAUCUUGUAGAUCACUGUCAAUGAAUGCUGAAAAAAAUCUUUGCCAUGCUUAUCUAUGGAAACCUUCAUGCUGUCUUAGUUCAUUGACACCCAUCAUAGGUUCACUAUCCUGAUUAUAUUAAAUAUUCUGGGUAAUUCCCCUCUUUUUUUCACUCUGAUACAAAUACUAAGAUUAAAUGUAAAGCAAUCUUUCCUUAUAUUGUAUGAUCAUCACUAAUUUAUAGGCAGUUACACUGCAGUGUCUUAAUUAAUGAUCUACUGAUUUCAAAUAGAACAUGCAAUUUACUAAAAAAAGUACGAUAAUCACUCAAGUACUCACCAGUUGGUGAGGAUUAAGCACUGACAUAUAAAGUGUACAAUUUCUGGGGUAUAUUUUUGUUGCAGUUUAUAGCAUUUACUUUAAUGGAACAAAAAAAAUGUGUUUAUAUCUCCUAUCAAAAUGUGCCUUUCAUUUGUAAGACACUUAACGUCACUAUAAACAUGCACUUGAUGUUUAACCUUUUUACCUUUCCCCCUGUAUUGCGAAAUGGUAAUUAUUCCUUGUAAAAUGUGCAGUUAAUUGUCACAAUCCUUCAUGAAUGCUUUCACAUGGUUCAGAUAACGAAAUAAUUUGAUUUUGUAUUGAAAUGUUGUACAGAAUUGAAUCAUUAAUUGCUGCCCCUCAUCUGUCCCGAGAUGAUUCAAACCUGAUGCUGUUUGCUCCAUUCGGCAAAAAAAUAAUAAUGUGCAUCUUGAUGCUAUCAAAUCGCUCUGUGCCCAGACUCAAAAUUUAACAGAUUAAUAAGCAGCCAAGCAUAUUGGUUAACUAUCAAAUCGUUAAUUUGGAAUUCUGCUGUUUUCGGAGUCCUUGUGUCACCAUGCUGUUAAUUGGCACUUUGGUUCAGUACCAGAGCAAUCAUUGCACAAAUGAAAAGCUGAACCAUCCGACACCUCACGUUGGUAUUAAACGUUCCCAUGGUAAUUUUAGAAGAUAAUCUGGACAAUGCGUGUUCCUUACGCAACAUUACUCCAACAAAAUUAUCUGGCCAUAAUUUUGCUACAAAAUACAUAACCCUUCUAUUCACACACUAAGCACAGUGUCGCACAAAUAAUUACAGUACAAAAUAACUCACUUGUUGUGAAAUGCU